AUGAUAAGAAAACAAGAGAUGCUUUCGACAACACAAGAGACAGCAACUUUAGAGUGUGCAAACUUUUAUCACAACUAUUUGGCGUUUUUAUGUUACAUUCAAGAUGAAAAUUAUUUUAUAGGGAAACGCGUAUUAAAUAACAAUAAAAGGUUGUUGAAAUCGUUGGUGCUAGCCACGCACGCUAUCGACAGAAUCGCCGUGGAGAUGUAUACGCCUGAGGAGAUGCGCUGGCAGAAAACUCUACUAGGACACACGUUUACGAUGUCGCGAGAGUCGUGCGUUGGUGACUGCGAGAGCAGUACGAAGGCUGUGGUGUCGGCCUUCAAGUCCUGGCUACAGGCUCACGAAGAGGCUCAGGUCAUGUUUGCCAGCGCGCUGGUGGUGGUGGGGCUGUGGUGGCUGGUGAAGACCGUGCUGGCGCUGCUCAUCAACCUCGUGUGUCCCAUCCUCGUCGUUGUGCUCGCUGUGGUUUGCGUCCCGCAGUUACGCGUCCCUCUGCUGGGACAGAACUACCCUCUUCUUGCGAACAUUCUGAGAAGUAUCCUGCUGAAGUUGGCUGAAAACAUUAAAGUGUAAACGUUGAAGGAAUAUAAACUAUCGUGGUUUUUGUAGAACAGAAAUAAUUUGGCCUGUGCCGUGACGUGGUAAAACCGCUCUUCUUUUGCGAUAUGAAGCUUUAUUCCGAUCCUGAGUCGCAAUUACAAA
Bicyclus anynana (squinting bush brown) is the source of this 705-nucleotide messenger RNA. RefSeq lists its product as uncharacterized. NCBI's taxonomy places the organism in Eukaryota, Metazoa, Arthropoda, Insecta, Lepidoptera, Nymphalidae. The transcript has 4 exons. Bases 1 to 576 code for a protein of 191 amino acids. The record is from RefSeq and is a predicted model, not a curated record.